GGUAUGAUACGAACUUUUCAUGAAUCCCACGUGAAGCCUUUCGUAAGAUAAUUUCUGCGGUCAUAUCUGCGCUGGUUUCUACGUUAGGUUGAUAAAUGAGGGCCACUAUGUGUAAUAUAUUUUUUGUUGCUCUCUUCCUCCAGGCAUACAGAGGCACCGUAAAACCUUUCGUCAACUUCAACGCCAAACACGAUGCUGAAAUCCUCCAUAAAGCCAUGAAAGGAUUGGGUACGAAUGAAGAUACGAUCAUCAUGCUUCUGACUGCACGCAGCAACGAUCAACGCCAGCAAAUUAAGGCAGCGUACAAAAAGGCCUACGGAAAGGACUUGGUCAGCGCUCUGAAAUCGGAGCUCGGUGGGCUGUUAGAGAGUCUGAUUGUGGCCUUGAUGACCCCGCCUGCUUUAUAUGAUGCUUCCCAACUGCACAAGGCUCUCAAGGGUGCCGGGACUGAUGACGAUGUGCUGAUUGAGAUCCUGGCCUCCAGGACUGCCGAAGAGAUUGAAGAUAUCAUCAAAGUGUACAAGAAAGAGUUCAGCGGAAAACUGGAGAAAGACAUCUGCGGUGACACCUCGGGGCACUAUCAGAAACUACUGGUGAUCCUCCUGCAGGGGAGCAGGGAGGAGGGAGUAGACGAGGAGAAGAUCGAGAAAGACGCUAAGGACUUGUUUGCUGCUGGUGAAGGGAAGUUUGGCACAGAUGAAGAGACAUUCGUCACAAUUCUUGGCAACAGAAGCGCAGAACAUCUCAGAGAAGUGUUUGAUGCCUACAAGAAGCUCUCUGGCUCUGAUAUAGAGGACAGCAUUGAAGGAGAGACCACUGGGCAUUUGGAGAACUUACUGGUAGCUAUUGUGAAAUGUGCCAGAAGUGUCCCAGGGUUUCUUGCUGAAUGCUUGUAUAAAUCUAUGAGGCGUGCUGGAACUGAUGAUGACACCCUGAUGAGGAUAAUGGUGUCGCGGAGUGAGGUGGACAUGUUGGACAUCAGAGCCAGCUUCAAAAAGACUUAUGGAGUGUCUCUUCACUCCACAAUCCAGGAGGACACAGCUGGAGACUACCAGAAGGCUUUACUCUACCUUUGUGGAGGAAAUGAUUAAUGCUGUUUUAUGAUGUGUUUAGCAGCUGAAUGAUGAGCUGCCACAGUACUGCGAGACUAAGCUACACAUGAGAUGAACUUAUUGAUCUGGUGUUGUUGAUUCUUUUUUACUUUAGCUUGAUUGAAUUAGUGUGAUUUAUCCACUUGUCAUUUUUGACUUAUGACAACAUCCUCUGCGUGAAGAGAGUGCAUUGACUUAAACAUUUAUUUAGAUUUUGUUUAAUAUUAGACAUAAUUUAAACAGAAAACAGCUCAAUAAUGAGUACAUGUGCAUGUUUUGAUUUUAAUAUAGAGAAGAAAGGUAGCUAUGUAUGAAAUAACUUCAUCUUUUAACACUUAAAUUCUUUUGUGCUGUGAUUUUUUUGUCAGA
Messenger RNA from Perca flavescens (yellow perch), 1460 nucleotides. It is a transcript of the gene anxa5a, whose product is annotated as annexin A5a. Gene Ontology annotation, biological process: negative regulation of coagulation. The transcript has 11 exons. Gene Ontology annotation, cellular component: vesicle membrane; nucleus; plasma membrane. Bases 96 to 1091 code for a protein of 331 amino acids. Gene Ontology annotation, molecular function: calcium-dependent phospholipid binding; calcium ion binding; phosphatidylserine binding. The record is from RefSeq and is a predicted model, not a curated record. Lineage: Eukaryota; Metazoa; Chordata; Actinopteri; Perciformes; Percidae.